Messenger RNA from Drosophila eugracilis, 3043 nucleotides. RefSeq names its product inositol-pentakisphosphate 2-kinase (gene Ipk1). NCBI's taxonomy places the organism in Eukaryota, Metazoa, Arthropoda, Insecta, Diptera, Drosophilidae. Gene Ontology annotation, biological process: inositol phosphate biosynthetic process. The record is from RefSeq and is a predicted model, not a curated record. Gene Ontology annotation, molecular function: ATP binding; inositol-1,3,4,5,6-pentakisphosphate 2-kinase activity. Gene Ontology annotation, cellular component: nucleus.
CACACACUGGAAAUGAUCUCAGCUGAUUAGCUGUUCUGAAAAAGUAAAUAUAUUUUCGUUUAAAAAAGCGGCAUUUCGAUAAUGGUGCGCCUGGUGACCUGACUUUUGAGCCGGCGACGACUUCCUGGCUGCUGCUACAUCUUAUCGCCGGUCAAUAAAUGUACAUAAAUGCGCCCACGACAGGACAAAUAGCAAGGACGGAGGACUCACAGCCGCAGCCAUAGCGGCAUCAGCAGCAGCAGGAGCAAAAGCAGAAACAAUAACAAUAGUAAAGCCGCAGAACUCGACCACAACAAGCCACAAUCGGCAAUCAUCAACACUGGCGCGCCGCAGACCGAGGGAGGGGUCAUCAGGAGUCAGGGGUCAGAGGUCAGAGGGAGACGGCUUCUGAGGGCGCCAGUUGCAUUUUGACAACGAACGGCAACGAACCAAAAACACCCGCACACUAGCCAUGACAGCUGUACGAGAGGAGCCUCGCUCCCCAGGAAUCGGGCUAAAGCCCCAGUUACAUCCACAGUGGACCGCCAAGAAUCUGCACGCCCUGCUGGAUCUGCCCGCGGCGAUGGAACUGCGCCAAAUUGAGUUGAUCUAUCGGGCGGAGGGUAAUGCAAAUUUGGUGCUCGCCUUGCCGCAAUUUAAAAAAGUUUUACGUUUGCCAAAAAUGAUAUCCAGCAGACUGCGCCAGCAUGAGCGGAGUGGGCAUUCGGAUGAGGUUGCCCGGCCGGAAGGGCAGAGCGACUCAUCCGCCGAAGCCGGGAAUGAAAAAGCUGGCGACUUGACAAUGCCGGAUUUUAUGGCUUAUAUCGGGAUAAUGCGCCGUCUAUUAGGAAAUGAGUUUGUCUGCGGAGCGGAUAUUGUUGCCAUACCAAAGGAAGACGAUAGAUUCUGGAUAAACGAGCACAUACGCGCCCAAAGACCGGUUUCGCGUCUGGAUAAGGAAUUUGUGGGGCCAUUCGGCCUGCUGCUGCCAGAUGUGACCCAAUUGCCUGCCACGUUCGAUGUUUUACUUGCCAAUUUACAGGCAAAGGGCACUACAGGAGAUGAAACCAGACGAGGAGUAAGCGACGGAGGAGAGGCGAGAGGCGCAGGAACAAGGAGGACCGGUGUCCGUCGUCUGGGCGAUACAUAUGCCAUCGAAAUAAAACCCAAACAAGGCUGGCUCCAGUUGGCAAGUGAUGUCAACGAUUUAUUUGAUUUAAUGCCGGCAGGAGCAGAGACAAAGCCAAAGGAGGAGCCCCCCAAACAGGUGGAGUCGGAACCUUUAGUCGGGGACAAGUGCUGGUGUCGCUUUUGCAGCAUGCAACUGCUGAAGCUGCACAAUGGGAAAAUCAAACGGUUGGGCCACUACUGUCCGUUGGAUCUAUUCUCUGGUGCACCCAGUCGUAUGCUCGAUGCCUUGGAUGCACUUCUCGCCUGCCCGCAAAAUAAUUUACGUGUAUUUCAGAACGGCAAUUUAAUUUAUGGCGAUCACGCGAAUUCGAUUUCCUUCGAUGAAUUGCACUCGCGUGUCUUUCCCGGUGAAAUUAUGGUGCUUAUAAAACAUUUGCUGGUGGCCUGUCUGCUCAGGGAAUACAAGGAGCCGGAAUCCGACCAAGCAGAGGGCCCCAAUCAGAACCAGAAACAGAAUCAGAGGCAAGAGCCGGAGCCAGAGCAGCUGAAUCAGAGUCGCGUUUCAAUUGCGGCGACGGAGACAAAGGCCGGAGCUGCUGGAAUUGGCGCCGCUAAUGUUGUCCUGCAGUUCGGAGGCAGGGCAACCGGCUCUGUUGUCACUGCCGGUCAAUCCUCAACGACGAGGACGAGAGCAGCUGCUGCAACAGCCACGACCCAAAGGUAUACAAAAGUGGCUAGAAUGGAAACAACAACGGUCGCAGAAGCAACAUCGAGAAGUCAACUGCAAUGUGGCAAUGUGUUGGCAUCGCCAGCUCGAACGGAAACAAAAACGGAACCGGAAACACAGGCAACUCCUGCUACGAGUCGCAAUGAGAAUGAAAAUCAGAAUCAAAAUGAAAGCCGAAAUCGGAAUCAGAAUGAGCCUGAGAAUCAAACUCAAGCACGAAUCAACAAAGCGGAAAUAUUUCGCUUACCAAAAAAUUGUGUGCUGCAAAAAAUUUUGAAUUUGCAAUUGCUGGUAAAGCGCCACUUCGACUUCAUGUGGCAUUCCGGCUACAGUGGCCACUCCGAGCCCACUUACAACUCACUCCGGGGAUUGCUGGCCUACGUGGAAGAAAGAAAGGAGGCGGAAUUCGAGCCGGAUGAAGAGCAGGCUUACAUGCUAGGUGCCACGGCCCUGGACUGCUCGAUUAUGUUGACGUUUCAGGAAAUCGAAAUCGAAUGCGAAACCGAUUGCCCAGCUGGCCAGAGCGACGCUGCAGUGCAGCCUUGGUGCGUCUCCCUGCUGGGUCAUCACUUUCUAACCAAGCUCUGUGUCCUGGAUUUGGAUCCGAAGCCCGACAGUCACUUUCAUAAAUUCAUAGCGCAGACACGUGAAAUUGAAAAGUGCCGUCGAGCAUUAAAUUAAUUAAUAAACUUUACACCCAACUAAAAGCCGCACGCAUCGACUGUCGGGCUCACAAAACUGUGCUACACUUUUCUCCUCAAUAUAAAUUUAGCUGCUCUUUUUUGUGCAGCAGCUUUUCGAGUUCGUUUCAUACCCGGUUGCUAAGCAGGACAAGGGUAUGUUGAAUUCGUGUGAGUCCUUGCAACCUAAAAGCGGAUGGUUACGUUAUUAAGCGCUUAAAGUGUCAGACAUUCUGACUAAGACUCUAGCAUGUUCCUGGCUUAAAUCUUCUUAAUUGGCCGGAAGGGAAGCUAAGCCGAGGUUUCCAUGAUUCGUUUGGAGAUUUUAAGUUAAUAACUGGAGAAACUGAAUAGCGGAAAUCAAAUGUUUGGCACUUUUUUACAUUUUUCUCACUCUCUGAACUGUAAGAAAGAAUUAAAGACAUUAUCAUGACUCUAAUUACCUUUUAUAUUGUCGAAAAGACACCAUUUUUGUGGUGAAAAUAUUGUAUAAUGUGGUUUAAAAUAAAUAUCUAAUGAAAAUAUA